This is a messenger RNA of Pseudogymnoascus destructans, 1578 nucleotides long. RefSeq names its product glycerol-3-phosphate dehydrogenase. Gene Ontology annotation, molecular function: NADP binding; NAD binding; oxidoreductase activity, acting on the aldehyde or oxo group of donors, NAD or NADP as acceptor. NCBI's taxonomy places the organism in Eukaryota, Fungi, Ascomycota, Leotiomycetes, Thelebolales, Thelebolaceae. Gene Ontology annotation, biological process: glucose metabolic process. Bases 62 to 1081 code for a protein of 339 amino acids. The transcript is spliced from 4 exons. The record is from RefSeq and is a predicted model, not a curated record.
CCAAACAUCAAAUCACUUGUUUAUCAACCUCACUCAAAACAAAUCCACCCAUAAUAACAAUAUGGCUCCCACAAAGGUCGGAAUCAACGGCUUCGGUCGCAUUGGACGCAUCGUCUUCCGCAAUGCCGUCGAGCUUGACAACAUCGAUGUCGUCGCCGUCAACGACCCCUUCAUUGAGCCCACCUACGCCGCAUACAUGCUCAAGUAUGAUACCACCCACGGUCAGUUCAAGGGUGACAUCAAGGUCGAUGGUAAGGACCUGAUCGUCAACGGCAAGACCGUCCGUUUCUACACCGAGAGGGACCCCGCCGCCAUCCCAUGGUCCGAGACUGGUGCCUACUACGUCGUCGAGUCCACCGGUGUUUUCACCACCACCGAGAAGGCCUCCGCUCACUUGAAGGGUGGCGCCAAGAAGGUUGUCAUCUCUGCCCCAUCCGCCGACGCCCCCAUGUUCGUCAUGGGUGUCAACGAGGAGACCUACAAGUCCGACGUCAACGUCAUCUCCAACGCCUCGUGCACCACCAACUGCCUGGCACCUCUCGCCAAGGUCAUCAACGACAACUUCACCAUCAUCGAGGGCCUCAUGACCACCAUCCACUCCUACACCGCCACCCAGAAGACCGUUGACGGCCCAUCCGCCAAGGACUGGCGUGGAGGCCGCACUGCGGCCCAGAACAUCAUCCCCUCAAGCACCGGUGCCGCUAAGGCCGUCGGCAAGGUUAUCCCCGCCCUGAACGGAAAGCUUACCGGCAUGUCCAUGCGUGUUCCAACCGCCAACGUCUCUGUUGUCGACCUUACCGUCCGCAUCGACAAGAGCGCCAACUACGAGGAGAUCAAGGCCGUCAUCAAGAAGGCCUCCGAGACCACCCUCAAGGGCAUACUCGCCUACACCGAGGACGAGGUUGUCUCCUCCGACAUGAACGGCCACAACGCCUCCUCCAUCUUCGAUGCCAAGGCCGGUAUCUCCCUCAACGACAACUUCGUCAAGCUCGUCUCGUGGUACGAUAACGAGUGGGGCUACUCCCGCCGUGUGCUCGACCUGCUCGCAUACAUUGCCAAGGUCGACGGCGCUGCCCAGUAGGACCUUCUUCUCACUUCCACCCCGCGCCGCUGACGUCGCGCCUCCUCCUCCCUGCUGUUUCUCCAGAGUCUGAUAUUUGUGUGUUUUCUUCGCAGGGGGGAUCUGGUCAAGGGACGCCUAUGAGCAGGCCUCGUCGAAAACGGGAAUUUUUUUGCCUGAAAAUAUAAAACGAAUAAAUUUGCCGGACAAAAAGCGAUGCGGGGGUAUGACGAUGCUGAGAUUUAGAGGAUUUUUUUGGGCUCGAGCAAUGAGGAUGCGUAGAUCGAUGUGCUUUGUGCCUUAUCGUGAGCUUGUUCGUUGUCCUUGAGAGGCUAGAUAAAUUAUACAUGUUCUCGCCUGAUUUGUCUUCACUGUUAGUGUGUUAAUUAAUGUGUCUAUCAUCGUGAAGCGGGCAUUAUCGUCGUGAAGCGGGCAUACUGUAUAUCCUCUCAUUACUCUGAACACAUCGUCAGCCUUCAUACACCUCUCCCUCUUCAUCCCACCUCGGCCCUCCCAGA